This is a messenger RNA of Solea solea (common sole), 5632 nucleotides long. It is a transcript of the gene pard6b, whose product is annotated as par-6 partitioning defective 6 homolog beta (C. elegans). Gene Ontology annotation, cellular component: apical plasma membrane; cell cortex; nucleus. NCBI's taxonomy places the organism in Eukaryota, Metazoa, Chordata, Actinopteri, Pleuronectiformes, Soleidae. The coding region runs from base 274 to 1500 and encodes 408 amino acids. The transcript is spliced from 3 exons. Gene Ontology annotation, biological process: centrosome cycle; regulation of cellular localization; establishment or maintenance of cell polarity. The record is from RefSeq and is a predicted model, not a curated record. Gene Ontology annotation, molecular function: protein kinase C binding.
ACUGUUACUGAACGGUCGCGUCGCAGCAGCAGUACAGAGUCGGAUCUGUCGUCGGUCACAAUGAGAGCAGAUAAGUUUACAGGCUGAGCUCAAGCCGCUGUCACAGUUUUUUGGGGGGCGGAAAAGAAGAAGAAGUCAUCGCGGGACAGGAGAAACAGGAGGAAAUAAGUGGACUUUACACUCCCGGUGUUUGGGUACUCAGCGACUGCGGCGGCGGCGACAGUGAGUGCUCCGGCGGCAGAGCUUCGGCGGCGGUCCCGCUGUUAGCGAACCAUGAACAAGAACCACCGAGUGCCGAGCAACCGUUCACUGAGUGCCGUGGAGGUGAAGAGCAAGUUUGGUGCAGAGUUUCGUCGCUUCUCUCUGGAUCGGUCAAAGCCGGGCCGAUUCGAUGAGUUCUACGGCCUCCUGCAGCAUGUGCACCGCAUCCCAAACGUGGAGCUGCUGGUGGGCUAUGCCGAUGUACACGGCGACCUGCUGCCCAUCAACAAUGACGACAACUACCACAAGGCCAUCUCCACCGCCAGCCCUCUGCUCAGACUGUUUCUGCAGAGGAAAGAGGAAGCUGAUUAUUCAACCUUCGGUACCGACUCGCUGACCAGGAAGAAGAACACGGUGCUCUCCGCCGUUCUGCUGCGGCCUGACGCCAACAGGAAAAAGCCGCCGGUCAUCAUCAGCCUGCCCAAGGACUUCCGCCCGGUGUCCUCCAUCAUCGAUGUGGACAUCCUGCCUGAGACGCACCGACGUGUUCGCCUGUACAAGCACGGCCAGGAGAAGCCGCUGGGCUUCUACAUCCGCGACGGCUCCAGCAUACGCGUCACUCCCCAGGGUCUGGAGAAGGUGCCGGGGAUAUUCAUCUCCCGCAUGGUGCCCGGCGGGCUGGCGGAGAGCACGGGUCUGCUCGCGGUCAACGAUGAGGUGCUGGAGGUGAACGGCAUCGAGGUGGGGGGGAAGUCUCUGGACCAGGUGACCGACAUGAUGAUCGCCAACAGCCACAACCUCAUCAUCACCGUGAAGCCUGCGAACCAGCGGAACAACGUUGUCCGCAGUGGAGGAGGAGGAGGAGGAGGGGGCGGGGCGGCGUCUGGCAGCUCAGGACACUCGUCGGACAGCGGCGCCAGCUACUAUGGCUACUCGUCACAUAGCGGUGCCAGCGCCGCAGCCUCCAUGCCAACGCACAUCAUCCAGAACUUCCCCGUCGGGGAGCUGGAGAGCGACGAGGACGAUGAGGACUUGGUGAUCGAGGCGGGAGGAGAGGCCGAGUCGAUCAGUCGCUCGUCCUCCAACUACAGCUUUCCCCCGGUGCCUCGGUACGAGCCGCACCUCAACCUCCGCAGCACCGCCGCCUCUGCUCAUUCCAUCAACGCCAACGGGACACUGCCGGACAGCGGCAGCAGCGGGUCACUAAGCUACGCCAACAACUUUCCCACCUCGCCGUCGCCGGACAAAGCAAUGGAGAGGCGGAGCCUGGAGGAGGACGGCACUGUGAUAACUCUUUAGGUGACACAUUCACAUAACUGAAGACUGGAAACGAGCACACACUCACAGGUGAGCGACGGAGUGACGGUUCAAACGCGGGAGCUGAAGUGGUUCAUCGUGACUGUGACGGCACCUGAGGAGCACAGUGAUUCAAUCUAACAUCAAACGCUGCACCACCUGCACAUCCUACAUGCCAAUUAACACGCAUGUGUGCCAUAGUGGUGACCUCCGACCUCCUCCGAUAAAGAACGAAGCUACAUCCGCGCUAAUCUUUUAGUUUUCUAUUUUAAAAACGCGACAGCUCUGCUUUGCUGUCCACGCGUCCCUGUAAGACUGUCUUCACUGAUGCCACGGUUCCAUUCAGAUAAAUAUGAAUUUCAUCAUUUUCAAACAAAUGCUUCAUCCUCAAGUUAAAACUAAUGCUUCUGCAGCCGAGAAACCGCAACACGUGCAGUACAAUAUGUGACUCUUUUAGUGAUAUAUAUGAUAUAUGUCGCAUUUCUAACGUCUUAUCCAAACAACGUCAAAGCACGCACUGCACACACCAGUGUCCUUAGUCAGACAGUUAUGUGAUUAACAGUGAGACGGAUUUCCCCCUGCAUUGACAGUUAGAUGUUGCGUCGCUGUAGAAGCAAUUAUUUUUGAUAGCCUUAACUUCCCUUUUGAUGCUUGAAAACUGAGCAGUGUGAAAAUACUACUGACUGAAAAGUGCGGGGCUGCAUUUUAGUCUGGACGAGCAGAAAUUGAGACUCCGCUUUUAAGUGAACGCUUCUUUUAACCACUUAACUGUAAUCGAACAGCUGAAGAGGAGAAAAUCAGCUUCUGGCACUUUUCAUCUACUGUUUUCCAAAAAAUGAUCAUGUGACACACAGAAUGUUUUCAGGUGUUUUUCGUGUGGACACUCAGUGUCUCUGAUUCAUGGCUGAAACUCGCAGUUUUCUAAUGAAAACCUGGCUAGUGUGGAUGUAGCCACAGUUUGCUUUGCCUUUUUAGCCAAAACUACAAUUUUAAACCUGAUUUUCUUUCAUUUCCUCACAUCUUUCAUGCAUUUUCAAUAAUCUCACUACAAAAUGUUCAGUUUGAAAGUAAUCUAUGAACUAUGUCAGAUUACAGUUGAGCCACUGUUUUAAAACCACUAGAAGCACUUGUUUUUAAACUCAGAUACACUUAUGAACCUGAACACUAGAGGGCAGAGAUGAGACGCUUCGUUCUCUCUCUCCAUCAUUAAAAUCUUCUCACCAGUCCCAUUGACACAGUUAGAUGAAGGUCGAGAGUCACGCCCUCUAACAAAGCCACAGUGAAGUGUGUGUUGACAGUCUAGUGCUGGAUUAUGACAUGCGUGUUCCUGAGAUUAGCAAUAAAAACAUAUAAAUAUAUAUAUAUAUAUUUUUUUUUUAAUUAGGCUCAGAUUCAGUUUUUCUUUUUACCUUCUGUGACUGAAAGGUUGGUGUUUUUUUUUUAAUUAUUAAUCAUUCUUGGUGAGCAUCUUAAACAUUAGGCCUGGUUUUUUUUGUUACAUAUAUAUUAUGUGAAUAUUUUGUUUUGGUUUAUUCUCUUUAAUGUCCACUGCUUGCAUCUGACAGGUGACCAACAUUCUCUACCUGAUUAUGGGACAUGUUUUUCUGAAUAUUGCACUCCCUCUACUUUCAAUGACAAGGGCUAUUUCCCCUGCUGCUUGUGUACAAAUGAGAAAAUGUGAAUUUGAUUUAUUUGUUUUUUUUAUUCUUUUUGUGUGUUCUCUUUCCCUCUCUUCUCUCUGGACCACAACACAAUAUUAUACUGUACUGUCAGUCAUUUUUUAGUAGAUUCAUCUCUUUCUCUCUCCAGGCUCCUGAGUUCACUUGGACGUGACCUGAGACAUUCACAUAUGAAAAGUGUUCUUGAUCGUUUUUCCUGCGUCAUAUUGAACUAAUUUAAUAACUCUAAUGAGCAAAUGGUUAAAGAGAUUGUUCAGGUUUCAGUGGCAGAACACUGAAAACCAGAUUUUAUCCACUUAACAAAAACCUCACCUCAAAAAAUCCAUGCGUUUGCCACUUUAUCUUGCCGUUAGAGCGCUUUUUCCACCUGGAAACUGGAGAUUUUGUUGCUACUCACUCCCUGCACCAAAAUCCAUUGGGAAAACUGUCAUUUUUAAGCCUGUGUGCACACAGAAGCUGCCGGUCUACUGCUGCCUCGUUUGUUGAAUUUAUGUAAAUUGAAACACAGGAUUUUAAACACUGAAGUCACAAAUAUAACACAUUAUAACUUACUGAUGGAGGCAGCAGUGGAUCAACAACUCCUGUGUGUGCUGCGUGGGUUAGGGUAAAAUCGCUGAUUUUCUCUAUGGUCUUUGGUGUGAGAGGGCGGAGCGGUUUACAAAGCAGCUCAGUUAUCAGCUGUAAAAGGCUGAGAUGAAGCAGCAAAUCUAAUCUUAACAUAUCAGAGACUUAAGUGGGGUCUAAAAUGUAUACGAUGAGCCUUUUAUUAAGAGGCUGAAAUCAGUUUUUCCCUGCUACCGUCUAAAGAUGACACAUUAAUAGUUAAAUUGUAACGCUGUUAUAGCAGACUUGAGACUUGAGAGCGACACAUGGUGACAAACUAUAAUAGAGUCAUAUUGAAACUAACAGUGGACACAGAGUGAGUCACUCGGCGUGUGUUUGUUGAAGGUGAGGCAGUUCAUGUCCAAACCUUCAAAGGCGUUUGGAGCCAGGCCAUAAUGAAGCAAACAUAGACAGACUUGAUGACUUGUUCUUUGGGAACAGUGAUGUAAUAUUACGGUAACACCAUUUUAUCUUUUACACAAUUUCCAGCUUGGUGAAUACAAUCGUGAACAAGGAGGUAAUAGUACAUACAAUUUUAUUUUCAAAGUAAAAGCUCGACACUACAGUCUACCACCAUGUUCAGAUUAAAUUAAAAUAAAUGUGAAUCAAUCCUUUCCUUGUGUGCCCCUCACACAUUUUCCAUUGUUUAUACCAAGCUUAGUGAUUUCCGUAGAAAAUAAGUCAGGAUGCACAAUAAUAUCGGCACGAUAUCGACUUUAAAAUGUAUUAUUGGAUAUUGGUAAACACGCCAAGAUCCCCUGACUAAUGACUAAAACAGCAGGCCCAGUAUUCCGCUACAUCUUCCACUUCUCUGCUUAUUUAUCUAUGUUUGCUGCGACAAGAGUACGUCUAAUGUUAACUUAAAUUAAAUUAAUUUGUUUGUUUGUAAAAAUGACGGUGUCUCGAAAGCAAAAUAUCGCAAUACUUCACUGUAUCUAUUUCUUCUUUCCACCCUUCCUACUUAUUAAGGUUUUCUGCUGUUGGUUUUUCGCAUCUGCUGUCCUUUUACGUGCGAUAUCGUUAACAUUGUCGCCCACUGAGAACUGUCCAUCUUCUUCACGUAUAUCCGGUUUCAUCUGAGCCAAUAUGCACUUGUAUUCACAUGCACCAUCUCACUAAAUCAGUGUAGAUCUGGUGUUUUUAUUCAAAUACCUGAUGAGCCAAUCAUACGUAUGACUGGAAUCCAACACACUGGUUCUGCCACGUGUGGCCGCCAUUUUAUUUCAAGCUUUACUGGACAAAGAAUUGUCUUUGCGGCCCUUUUUAUGUCACAGGUGUGAAACUGGGUUUAUGUGUAUAUUCUCGAAACGGUACUUUGAAAGAAAUACUUUAAUUUGUCUAUCUCUAACUUUUAACACUGGACACUGGGAUAGUAACCACGGAGGCAUUUGUUAUUUAUUCUCCAUAAUCAUAAUGUCUUUGUUUGUCUGUACACAUUAUUUUUUAUAUAUAUAUAUAUAUAUAUUUGUUCAUACAUACAGCAGAUUUUAUUAUCGCCCUCAUGAUUUCAGUAGGUGACGUCAUUAUAGUUUCAUUUUAAUUUUCCAUACUGUGAAUUAUCAUCAUUAUUAUUGUUUUUGUGGGAGAGAGAAAAAAAAGCACGACAAAAAGUGAUUGAUCAAUGAUUAUUAUUGUUUUAUUUUGGGGUUUUUCGCUCGCCAGAUAAAUCCUAUGGUAUAGAUUUGUAAUAAAGAAUUGUCAGUAUUUUCAUAUCGAUGCUGUAUGAUGAUGUACAUUUUUUUUAUCACAUUUAAUGAAAAAUGUUUGAACAUUCAACUGGAGGCGUAUGAAUAAAUAGAUAAUGUAUACUUGUAAUUUUUGAUUUUAAGGAGUUGGAUAAAAUAAACUAAUGU